CACGCGGCGUACUAUCAAUAUCCAUUCUAGGCAGACAAAUCAAGUUGCCCGCUUACAAAGCAAGAUCGAAGAGCACUCCGUCGAGAUCCCGGUGACCAUGGAGACAUCCUCGGUGUUCGCUGCCUUCGACAAGGACGGCAACGGUAAGUUAUCUGUAUCCGAGCUGCAGUUCGGCAUGGUGGCUACCCUGGGAGAGGACGUGUCAGAGGAGGAGGGGGCUGCGACCCUUGCGGCAGCGGAUGUUGACGGUGACGGGACGCUAAACAGAGAAGAGUUCUCACGCCUAGCCGCUGGCACCCAUAAAGACGACGACGAUGAUGUCGUCGAGCAAAGGUGCCUAAGGGAGGCGUUCUGGAUGUAUGCAUCCUCGUCGAUGGAUGACAGGACGACGAAGGCGACGAUGAUCACGCCGGCGAGCCUGAGGCGGACGUUGAGCAGGCUGGGGUCGCACGAGUUGGGCGUGGAGGAGUGCAGGGCCAUGAUCUGCAGGUUCGACCUCGACGGCGAUGGCGCACUCUCAUUCGACGAAUUUAGGGUCAUGAUGAUGGCCUGA
This is a messenger RNA of Lolium perenne, 553 nucleotides long. The record is from RefSeq and is a predicted model, not a curated record. NCBI's taxonomy places the organism in Eukaryota, Viridiplantae, Streptophyta, Magnoliopsida, Poales, Poaceae.